AUGGCCUCUUCGUUGUUCCAGCAACACCUCCAUAUCCAAAUUCAAGAUGACUUGAAGUAUGACAUCCGUAUCGAAAAGUCAAACUUUGCCAGCGGCCAGUUUUACAAUGAGGACGACAAAUGCGAUAACCUGACUUCUGACGAUGUUGACGACAUGAUUAUUCGACAUAACGGCGGUAUACGGAUGGUCUGCUCCAUGUACGGAUCUCAAGGAAGAAUCGAUCUUGUUGACGAUGUAAAGGAUAUAAGGAUUUGUACCUCUAUGCAGCCCGGGUCGUCGAAUGAAUUCGAGAAUUUAACGACGAUGCAAGUUACACGGUUGAAAUUGGCACGUGGAACGAAUCUGGGACUAUGGGAGUGGUUCCUGUUACUAUCAAGGAGAGAUUUUGAUCACAAUUGCUGA
Penicillium cosmopolitanum is the source of this 402-nucleotide messenger RNA. RefSeq lists its product as uncharacterized. NCBI's taxonomy places the organism in Eukaryota, Fungi, Ascomycota, Eurotiomycetes, Eurotiales, Aspergillaceae. The record is from RefSeq and is a predicted model, not a curated record. The transcript has 3 exons. Bases 1 to 402 code for a protein of 133 amino acids. Gene Ontology annotation, biological process: symbiont-mediated hemolysis of host erythrocyte.